Messenger RNA from Zootermopsis nevadensis, 1246 nucleotides. Its product is annotated as succinate dehydrogenase assembly factor 2, mitochondrial. Gene Ontology annotation, cellular component: mitochondrion. The record is from RefSeq and is a predicted model, not a curated record. Gene Ontology annotation, biological process: tricarboxylic acid cycle; mitochondrial electron transport, succinate to ubiquinone; protein-FAD linkage. Lineage: Eukaryota; Metazoa; Arthropoda; Insecta; Blattodea; Termopsidae.
UUAUACGAAUCUAUAAAUUUAAAAUAACACCAAGAUUCAUAAUUGUUACCAACACAACGGGAGUUAACAUCAGCAUUACAGAAUAACGUUUCUAUAAAUACUUAAAAUGGCAUUUAAACAAUUAAAAAUGUCAUACCUGAUCAACACAUAUAUACCACGUCCAUGGAUGCGUUUAAUUCAGCCUUUUAGCGUUGGAACUGCAAAUCUGGCUGCAAAGGAAGUACUUCCACGAGAAUUUUCUGAACCUAAAAUUCCCCCAUACACGGAAAGGGUUGAUGAACCACUUAAAUUAAAAAAAGCACGUCUCCUCUACCAGUCACGCAAGAGAGGAAUGCUUGAAAAUGAUCUCUUGCUAGCAACUUUUGCAGCCAAGUACCUUCAAAACAUGACAGCGGAGCAAGUUAAAUUGUACGACCGCCUUAUCAACUUACCAUCUAAUGACUGGGACAUUUUCUAUUGGGCUACAGGAAUUAAACCUACACCAGCUGAAUUUGACAAUGAAAUUAUGCAGUUAUUGAGGGAUCACGUUCAAAACAAGGACCGAGAGUCUAGGAUUCGGCAACCUAAUUUGUAUGCUUGAUAGCCAUUGAAUGUUUUACAAAUGCAAAAUGUAAAUGUCACCUAGGAAAACAACACAUCAUGUAUAAUAAAUUAUUCUCAGGCUACCAGAUAUGUAAGGUAGCUUAAUGAAGAAAACGCCAAUGUUUUGAGAACCAUCUUCAUCCUCAUCCUCAGGGUACUGUAGUUGUAGGAGAUUCCUGGAUGUAUGAUUAAAAAGAAAACAAAAAAUGAAGGGGUUCUCCUAUAAUUACAGUACACUGAGGACAAGGACGAAGAUGGUUCAAGAAAUGUUGUUUUCUUCAUUAUGCCACCUUACAUGGCUGAUAGCCUGAGAAUAAUUUACUAUAAUUAGUCGCAGUGAAAGCUCCAGAUCAUAAGACAAAUCAUGUAGAUAACAUUGAUUAAUUGAAUAGUACAUGAAGACUGUUAGAUGUAAUGAAUUAUCAAUAAUUACUGCUGUGUUACAUUAUUCAUGUGUUCUUAAAAAAAAUACUAGUGUUUUUUCUUUGAUAUAAUGGGAUCAUUCUUCCAAUAAUAUUAAAGCAUUCACAAGUCUGUUUUGAGUGAUGUGUACAUCUAAUAUAUAAGUGAACCUGUUACUCAUUUAUUACGUAUGAAAAUUUGUAAGGGAGAACUUAUAUAAGUAAAGAUACAAAUCUUAAAACAGACGAAUGUAUGAAAGUAA